This is a messenger RNA of Cylicostephanus goldi, 456 nucleotides long. Lineage: Eukaryota; Metazoa; Nematoda; Chromadorea; Rhabditida; Strongylidae. The record is from the annotation of a GenBank genome assembly.
AUGGCUGAAAGUAAGGAUGAGCUCGUGCAAAAAGCUAAGCUAGCAGAGCAGGCUGAGCGCUACGACGAUAUGGCUCAGUCUAUGAAGAAGGUUACGGAGCUAGAUGCGGAACUUUCGAAUGAAGAACGCAACCUCCUUUCCGUUGCGUAUAAAAAUGUAGUGGGAGCUCGUCGCUCGAGCUGGAGGGUCAUCUCUUCGAUUGAGCAGAAAACUGAGGGUUCCGAGAAGAAGCAGCAAAUGGCAAAGGAGUAUCGCGAAAAAAUCGAAAAGGAGCUACGAGAUAUUUGUCAGGAUGUUCUUAAUCUUUUGGACAAAUAUCUUAUUCCCAAAGCCGGUAAUCCUGAGUCGAAGGUUUUUUAUCUGAAGAUGAAGGGUGACUACUAUAGAUACCUAGCUGAAGUUGCUUCUGGAGAAAGCAGGAGUUGUGAGUUUCUUGAACAUGUCAAUAAUGUAUAA